AUGGCAGCCCUUCUUAUCGCACCACCGCGGACCCCAAGCCCAAAGGUCCGCAUACGCUCACAGUCAUUCUCUUUCGACUCGCCCUCAUCGAUCACUAGACUCAAUGCCACCACUCCUAUCGAAGAAUUGCCGUUCUCCAAAUCGACCGGCAGCAUCAACAUCAACAAGGCAGUGCCGCAACACCAUGUUCUCUUACCACUUAGAAUCAAGAUGAGCGAAGACUCGCUCUCAGACUCCUCGAGUGCCAUGUCAAUCUCCACAGCGAGCUCCCCCACUACAUCCGAGCACGACACCAGCCUGCACGACGCACCGGAAGACGAAACCAACGACCGAUUGACGGAUCUACCAGAAGGCAAUCUCCUCCAUCUCUUCGAAACCGCAAAAGCGCCCCAGCGUUCCGACGCACUGAACUCUCACCCGCCGCGCUCCACGUCCCCUCGCUCCCUUUCCUCGCGCCCGCUCUCGCCUCCGUCCUACUCCCCGUCUAAGCGCCCCCGCCUCUCACCCCACGCCCUGCGUCUCCCAACGCCUGACCCCUCGCUCACAGGUCCUGUCUCACCCUUUGCUUUCCAGGACCCAGAGUCGAGCAUGACUAGUCCGUGGCUUGUGCGAAUGGUGCUGGACUUGCAUGACGUGAAGGGUGUGUGUUGGAUGGAUGUCGCGAGUGUGGUGGAGAGGGUAUAUGGCGUGCAGACUAGGAGUGAGGAGGUAUUGGGAAUUUUGAGCGGAAACGGGAGGGUUAGGAGAGUGUGGUGGGACUGA
This is a messenger RNA of Didymella exigua CBS 183.55, 762 nucleotides long. RefSeq lists its product as uncharacterized. Bases 1 to 762 code for a protein of 253 amino acids. NCBI's taxonomy places the organism in Eukaryota, Fungi, Ascomycota, Dothideomycetes, Pleosporales, Didymellaceae. The transcript has a single exon. The record is from RefSeq and is a predicted model, not a curated record.